Molecule: messenger RNA, 2402 nt
Organism: Aspergillus eucalypticola CBS 122712
Lineage: Eukaryota; Fungi; Ascomycota; Eurotiomycetes; Eurotiales; Aspergillaceae
Product: calponin homology domain protein
Exons: 2
Coding region: 345-2153 (602 amino acids)
Molecular function (GO): protein binding
Source: RefSeq, a predicted model, not a curated record
GCCCUCCAACUUUUGGCUUCGUUGCUUUUGUUUUGUCUCUGCCUCUUCGGUUAUUCUGCUGCAUUGAUCCCUCAUAAUCCCCCGGUGAUCUGUCUUCUUCAUCCCUUCCUCUGCUCUUCAUCUAGACCCUGAAUUGAUCUUCCGAUUCAUCCGCCCUCACAUAAGCCUCCACCCCCCUCCUGAACCCCUGUGACGUACUGCCGGUUCGUCCCACCGGAAAGCCACUAUAAACACCCACUCCCCCUUAUUCUUUUUCGUAUAUUUUUGCGCCCAAGCUGCCUAACGGUCCUUUAAAUUCGUCUGCAUGUCCCAGACGCUCUGAUUGAGACGGUUCGAACUUUAAGAUGGCCUCCGUCACCUCGCUUGACAAGGACUUGCGCAGUCUGCGCUUGUCCCGCUAUACCCCGCAGGCAGCCGCGGAAGUCCGCGACUGGAUCGAGGAAGUGUUACACGAAAAGCUCCCGCCAGGAGAUCUCCUGGAUGCUUUGAAAGAUGGCGUUGCACUCUGCAGGCUGGUCAACUUGGCCGUCUCCCCCGGCGUCAAGUACAAGCAGUCCUCGAUGCCCUUCGUGCAAAUGGAGAACAUCUCUCACUUCCUUCGCGCAUGUCAAAUGCAGCCCAUCAGCCUCCCUCCGCACGAUGUCUUCCUGACAGUCGAUCUCUACGAAGCCAAGGACCCCGCACAAGUCCUACAAUGUCUUACGUCUUUCAGUCGUCGGGCCAAUGCUCUCCAGCCUAGCAAGUUUCCUCGCGCACUCGGUCCUCAAAGCAAGGCAGCCACUCUGAGCCCGCAUGCCACCGGUUCCAGUCAAGGCGCUUAUACCCCCACCAAGUCGAGUGUUUCCGGUCACUCCAGCCCGGCAAGAUCCCCGAAGCCAGUCAGCAGCUGGAGCAAGAAGUCUGAUGAGUUUGUCACGGCCCCCGCCUGGAAUAUUCACCAGUACGGUUAUAUGGGUGGUGCAAACCAGGGUAGCAUGGGCGUUGCCUUUGGUGCACGUCGGCAGAUCACCACCGCUGCCCCGCGUGUCCCCAGCUUGGCGGAGAAAGAAAAGCGGAGAAAGGAGGAAGAAGAACGGCAAGUUUUGGAAAAGCAGGAAGCAGAGCGCCAGCGCCAGCAGGAGCGCGAAGCGGAAGAGGAGCGUGCUCGCAUCGAGGAAGAGCGCCGCUGGGAGGAGGAAACCAACCGUCUGAGGGAGCAAGAGCGGCGUCAAGUCGAGGAGGAGCGCAAGCGUUGGGACGCGCAACAGCGCAAAUGGGAAGAAGAGGAACGGCAACGCCUGCGUGAAGAAAAAGAAACGGAAGAUAGGCUAGAACGCGAGCGACUUCAACGACGAGAGGCGCAAGACAGCCGUCUCAACGGACAGUUCCUCAGCCAGUACCAAGCCAGUCUACCAGCAGCAUCUCCCGUUCCCCCAGUCUCCAGCGAGAACCGCGAGAGACAACGAAUUCGCGAGCUCGAGCGCGAGCUAGAACGCGCCAAGGAGAGAGAACGCCAAUACGAGCGUGAACGUCAAGACAUCCAAGAACGGGCCACCAAAUCGCCGCCUCGCAGUCCCCGGCCAGCCCAGCCCAGCUACGACCUAUCUUCCCUCGAGCAAGAGCGUCGCAUGCUACGCACCGAAUGGCAAAAGCACCACGACGAGCCACUCACAGAAUCAGACAUCCCCCCAAGCAUGCCUCCGCGACCCCUCCCAGAGCCCGUCAUCUCCGCCGAGGACAAACCAUCCACGCCCCCUCGCCCCUUGCCCGACCCCACCGGAGCGAAGCCCCCUAUGCCUCCAAGACCCCUCCCCGAUCCCACAAGCUACACCCCUCCAUCCCAAAGCCCCUACACACAAGAGAGCCGGGUCGACCGAUUCCUCGCUUCCAACCGACCCCCUGUUGCCCCGAAGCCCGCCGCCCACCGGCCCCAAGACUACACCACCACAGCGGAAGUAGACGCCGAGAAUAGCCGUCGCGCCGCCGCUCAAGAGAAGACCAAGGCCGGUGGCUGGGCUUCCAAGUCCCUUCUGGAACGCGAGAUGGAGCGCGAACGGGAGCGUCAGCGCGAGUGGGAGGAAAACCAGCGCCAGACACAGGAGGCAGCAGCUAGGGCUGGGUCUUCUAUUGCGGGCGCUAAGCGGCAGAUUAUUGGGCCGAGGCCACCUCCGUAAAUAUGAAGUGGAGUGUGCCCUUUUCAUAGUUCGCCUUUUUAUCACCCCCUUUAUCUAUUUUGUGUCUGCCUGUCUGGUUUUAGUUUGUCUCCCCUGUGUUGUGGAUAUACCCUUUUCUUUUGCCUCCUUUUUUAUCCCCCUCGCACCGCUUGGUGCGGUGGUGUGUGCAACUGCGAGGUUUGCUUGGUUUGCGUGGUCUAAAAUAUAUUUCUGUUCGGUAAAAGAAAAAAUCAAAUCAAAAGAUUCGAA